Molecule: messenger RNA, 1236 nt
Organism: Penicillium samsonianum
Lineage: Eukaryota; Fungi; Ascomycota; Eurotiomycetes; Eurotiales; Aspergillaceae
Product: MCT family MFS transporter
Exons: 3
Coding region: 1-1236 (411 amino acids)
Biological process (GO): transmembrane transport
Cellular component (GO): fungal-type vacuole membrane
Molecular function (GO): transmembrane transporter activity
Source: RefSeq, a predicted model, not a curated record
AUGGAGCAAGACAGCGACCUGGUUUUUCCAGAUGGUGGUUGGCGUGCGUGGAGCGUCGUUCUUGGCUCUUGGUGCGCGAUGGUGCCCUCAUUUGGACUUAUGAAUACAAUUGGUGUGUUCGAGGCUUGGUUGGCAGACCAUCAAUUGAGACACUAUUCGAAAGCUUCCAUCGGCUGGAUAUUCAGCCUCUACAUGUUUUUCCUUUAUUUUGGAAGCGUGCAAGUUGGACCUCUAUUUGAUGCACAUGGUCUUGCGCCUUUGCUGAUCCCGGGAUGCGUUGGACUCGUCGCAUCCCUCAUGAUCUUCAGCGUUGCAGAAGAAUAUUACCAAUUCAUGCUAGGAUUCAGUGUCCUUGGCGGUAUCUCCUCGUCAAUGGUGUUCACCCCUAGCGUGGCUUGCAUAGCCCAUUGGUUUCUCAAGCGUCGUGCCCUUGCCACCGGAAUAGCCGCCACUGCUGGGGGUAUUGGAGGAAUUAUAUUUCCUGUCUUGAUCUCCAACCUCACGGAUAGUCUAGGCUUCCCUUGGGCUAUACGAAUUAUUGGGUUUAUAAGCGCGGCAUUCUGCUUUCUAAGUGUCGCGCUUUUGAGAACGAGACUACCCUUAAAUUCGGGACAAAAAGGGACAGUCGAUGUCAGAGCUUUGAAGGAACUGCCCUUCUCAUUGUUGACGGUGGCCAUCGUUUUGAUCGAUUUCGCUCUCCUGAUUCCAUUGACUUAUUUGCCAUCCUAUGCUCAAUCUCACGGCUUGGGGGAUUCUCUUGCAUACAACCUAUCGUCUAUCCUGAAUGCCGCGUCCAUCGUUGGGCGGAUUGUCCCUGGAUAUUGUGCCGACCGAUUUGGACGAUUUAAUGUGAUGAUUAUCACAACGUUUAUCUGUUCAGUGUUCACUUUUGCCCUAUGGCUUCCAUCCCAGUCUAAUCAGGCGGCCAUCUUGGCAUUUGCCGUGCUUUUUGGAUUUUGGAGCGGCACUGCAAUCAGCCUCUCCCCUGUUUGUGUUGCACAAAUAUCCAAAACUGAAGACUUUGGAAAGCGUUAUGGUACAACCUAUUUCUUCGUCAGUAUCGGGUCACUCAUCGCCAUUCCAAUUGCCGGCGAGCUUCUGAAAGUCCAGACAUCCACGGGCCAGGAUGACUAUACUGGCCUGAUAAUUCUUUGUGGGCUCGUAUAUUCUUGUGCAUGUGUCUUUUUUAUCUUAUCCAGGGGCGUGAGCGUUGGCUGGGGGUUGAAAAUUUUCUAG